Sebastes umbrosus (honeycomb rockfish) is the source of this 426-nucleotide messenger RNA. Its product is annotated as sodium- and chloride-dependent GABA transporter 2-like. Bases 67 to 426 code for a protein of 119 amino acids. The transcript is spliced from 3 exons. Gene Ontology annotation, cellular component: membrane. Gene Ontology annotation, biological process: sodium ion transmembrane transport. Lineage: Eukaryota; Metazoa; Chordata; Actinopteri; Perciformes; Sebastidae. The record is from RefSeq and is a predicted model, not a curated record.
CUCUCUUUCCUGAACAGUGGUACCAGUUUUAUUGCAGGUUUUGCCAUCUUCUCCAUCCUGGGCUUUAUGUCCUACGAGCAAAAUGUGCCCAUCUCAGAAGUGGCUCAAUCUGGUCCAGGUUUGGCCUUUAUAGCCUAUCCUCGUGCCGUGUCCAUGAUGCCUUUCUCCCCUCUGUGGGCCUGCUGCUUCUUCUUUAUGAUUCUCUUCCUCGGACUGGACACUGAAUUUGUGUGUGUGGAGAGCCUGGUGACAGCCGUGGUGGACAUGUAUCCCUCCACCUUCCGGCGUAAAAACCGCAGAGAGCUCCUCCUCCUGGCAGUGGCUGUGGUGUCCUUACUCCUGGGGCUCAUCAUGCUGACAGAGGUUGGUCUCAGAGACCUCACUUCAUUAUGUUUUUACAGAAUAAGCCUUCCCAAAGGAAGAUAA